Nerophis lumbriciformis (worm pipefish) is the source of this 2586-nucleotide messenger RNA. Its product is annotated as lymphotoxin-alpha-like. Gene Ontology annotation, biological process: immune response. Lineage: Eukaryota; Metazoa; Chordata; Actinopteri; Syngnathiformes; Syngnathidae. Gene Ontology annotation, molecular function: tumor necrosis factor receptor binding. The record is from RefSeq and is a predicted model, not a curated record. Gene Ontology annotation, cellular component: membrane.
AUGGAGAGUUUGUCUGGGAGUUGCUGGAGAGAGAGCCGCAGGAGCAGCAUGGAGGACAACACGUCGCUACACAACACCUCUUUUAAGUCCUGGCGCAAAACUCUACCAAGGGCACGAGUAGGCUGCGCUCUGGUCUUCCUGGCCGUGUUUCUGCUGAGCUCAGCAGGGGUUCUCUUGGUGGCGCUUGCUCUGAGAGGGGCCGACCCCUCGUCACCUGACACCCAGUCUGCAAAGCAUGAUGGGAGACGUUCACCAGACCACAGUAGACAACAGCAGAAGAAUGAAGACAAGAAUCCAAGUGCCUUGCUCACAGCUCCGGAAGGCAAUAGAACAGAUGGCCAAUAUCUGCGGUGGGGGACUGAGCACCACAACGCUCACCUUCACGGGGGCUUCUCCUACUCCGACGGCAGCCUGGUGGUGCCCAGGACCGGACUGUACAGGGUCUUCCUGCAGGUCACCUACUGGAUCCCGGAUGACUUCAAAUACGACACUUGCCCCUUGCGCCUGGAAAACAUUGUGUACAUUUUCAGGACCAGUUAUAAAGAGGACAUGCCUCUGCUGUCAACGAAGCACACAUUAAGCUGCAGCACCAAGAAUUGGUAUGAAACCGUUUACACCGCGGCGUCGUUUGAAUUGGACGCUCAGAGCAAGCUGAGGGUGACUUCAACACUGAAACAUCUCAUCUCUGCCGACGCUACUUCCGUCUUCUUUGGGGCAGAACUUCUCCCUUAGCAGUCUGGUAAAGCGCCAUUAUCGGCCGAUAAAUGCUUUAAAAUGUAAUAUCGGAAAUUAUCGGUAUCGGUUUCAAAAAGUAAAAUGAAUUACUUUUUAAAUUAAAAAUAAUGCACUUUGUGAAAGUCAAAGUAUAGUAUUUCCCAUAGUUGUAGUGGGUAUCAGGAUUAUCUCAGGGAGAGCAUGUCACAAAUUCCAAGCUGCUGUUUUGAGGCGUGUUAAAAAAAAAUGCACUUUGUGACUUCAAUGAUAAAUAUGGCAGUGCCAUGUGGGCACUUUUUUCCAUAACUGGAGUUGAAGUUGUUCUCUUAUUUUGGAAAACCUUGUUUUUGAUUGAUUGAUUGAAACUUGUAUACGUAGAUUGCACAGUACAGUACACAUUCCGUACAAUUGACCACUAAAUGGUAACACCCCAAUAAGUUUUUCAACUUGUUUAAGUCGGGGUCCACGUUAAUCAAUUCAUGGUAAAGUUACAUUGUUUAAUGCAUCACGCGGGGCAUCACAACAAAAGUAGGCAUAAUAAUGUGUUAAUUCCACGACUGUAUAUAUCGGUAUCAGUUGAUAUCGGAAUCAGUAAUUAAGAGUUGGACAAUAUCGGAUAUCGGCAAAAAAAGCCAUUAUCGGACAUCUCUAGCCAUUACUUUUUCUAUUAUAGGAAUACAUUAAAAAAAUAAUCAAAAAUAAUUAGUAACUAAAUUAAAAAAAAAACAUUUUUAAUUCACUUUUUAGAUCGCUUGUCAGCUGAUUUUUCGGUUGGGAGCAGGAAAGUGAGAAACUUUGUGACGUUCAUCGAACCCUCAAAGGCCAAAGAUGUAUAGACGUGGUCAAAAGUUUACAUACACUUGUAAAGAACAUAAUGUCAUGGCUGUCUUGAGUUUCCAAUAAUUUCUACAACUCUUAUUUUUUUGUGAUAGAGUGAUUGGAGUACAUACUUGUUGGUCACAAAAACAUUCAUGAAGUUUGGUUCUUUUAUGAAUUUAUUAUGGGUCUACUGAAAAUGUGACCAAAUCUGCUGGGUCAAAAGUAAACAUACAGCAAUGUUAAUAUUUGGUUACAUGUCCCUUGGCAAGUUUCACUGCAAUAAGGCGCUUUUGGUAGCCAUCCACAAGCUUCUGCUUGAAUUUUUGACCACUCCUCUUGACAAAAUUGGUGCAGUUCAGCUAAAUGUGUUGGUUUUCUGACAUGGACUUGUUUCUUCAGCAUUGUCUACACGUUUAAGUCAGGACUUUGGGAAGGCCUUUCUAAAACCUUAAUUCCAGCCUGAUUUAGCCAUUCCUUUACCACUUUUGACGUGUGUCUGGGGUCAUUGUCCUGUUGGAACACCCAACUGCGCCCAAGACCCAACCUCCGGGCUGAUGAUUUUAGGUUGUCCUGAAGAAUUUGGAGAUAAUCCUCCUUUUUUAUUGUCCCAUUUACUCUCUGUUAAGCACCAGUUCAAUUGGCAGCAAAACAGGCCCAGUGCAUAAUACUACCACCACCAUGCUUGACGGUAGACAUGGUUUCCUGGGAUUAAAGGCAUCACCUUUUCUCCUCCAAACAUAUUGCUGGGUAUUGUGGCCAAACAGCUCAAUUUUUGUUUCAUCUGACAUCACAUGGACAAGGAUAAGACCUUCUGGAGGAAAGUUCUGUGGUCAACUCCAAAAUAUUCGGCCUGUUCAGGAAUUUUGUGCUCUACGUCAAUAAUUAUAAAAAAAAAUUCCAGGAUUUCAGGUUCAUCUUCAGCAUUGGAGCAUUCACACACAAUUCCUUCAGGAAUUGCCUCAUCUAGUUUUAUACAUAUUAUUUUAUUUUUAACCCGAUAUUCUCCUUCUGUGUUUUCUGUGCUUCUGAUGUCAAUGAGCACCUAUACUAUAA